UACCAUAGGGUGAAAUAGGUGAGAGUAUUUUGAUAUAUAAGAGAGCGAUGCUCCAACGGAUAUUCCAUAUUCAUUCUGAUCACUACCAUCACACAUCAGCAGACUUCCAAUACAGCAUCAAGCACAUCGUCUCAGCUCCUAUCUUCCGACCUAUACAACCAUCAAACAAUAUCACUUAAACCAACACCAACCAAACCCACCCACCUACCCAUAAUGCGCUCCUCAACCCUCGCCGCAACCCUCACCACCGCCUUCGCGGCCUCGGCCUCAGCGACAUGCCUCGUGCAAGCGCCCGCCGCGAUCGGGUUCCCGAUCAACUACGACAUCACGCCCUCGCGCAGCGACGCGGUCUCGUUCGAGAUCCCGGCGGGCAGCGUGGGCCCCUGCGCGCUCGUCGCCACCUUCCCGGCGGGCUACCCCAUCACAUCUACCGGGUCGGACCUCGUGAACGUGACGGCGCUGGACGGGCCCGCGGCGGGUUCCUUGGUUGGCGCGCUGCGCUUCCGCGCCGGCACUACGACCGUGAUUAACAGCUUCGCGUGCGCUGAUGUCAUGAGCUAUGAGCUCGCUAUCGCGCAGGGCGAGGGCGAGGUCGCGUUUAGUGAGGUUCAGGGCGCGGGCUUGUUUAUGGAGGUUGGGGACUGUUAGAUGGCUACCUAGGUACCUACCUGCUCGUAUAUAUAUAUAUAUAUAUAUAUAUACCUAGGCGCAUAGGCACAUGGGGACAAUAAGAAAAUGGUUUGGGGGUUUUGGGGGCGUGCGACCGGGUUUGAUAAACGGCUUUUCAGCAUUUGCAUUACGGGGCGGGUUGGGUAGGGCGUAGCAUUCUUGUCAUUCUCUCCUUAUAUAUUAGCGGUUCGGUUUAAGGAUUAGGGAGGGAACGGGUAGGGCCGCAAACACAUUCCAUAGCACGAUGGUUAAAACACAUUGAAAUAAAAAACGAUAUGUCUUCCGCCUUAUGACUUCAUAUUAUGAGAGUUCAAGUUGAAGAGGUGGUUUAGGUUAAGUAACUACCUACCGCUGUAAAUGUGUCUACCCCUAUCAUGCAUUAUGGCAUUCUUACUUCACUUCAUAGACUGCAGACUAGUCGUU
This is a messenger RNA of Annulohypoxylon truncatum, 1092 nucleotides long. RefSeq lists its product as uncharacterized. The record is from RefSeq and is a predicted model, not a curated record. The transcript has a single exon. The coding region runs from base 214 to 648 and encodes 144 amino acids. Lineage: Eukaryota; Fungi; Ascomycota; Sordariomycetes; Xylariales; Hypoxylaceae.